Messenger RNA from Owenia fusiformis, 2652 nucleotides. The record is from the annotation of a GenBank genome assembly. Lineage: Eukaryota; Metazoa; Annelida; Polychaeta; Sabellida; Oweniidae.
AUGAAGACGGACUGCAUCGAGAAACCACUGGCCGGUUUGUUUUACAAACUUGGUAAAUUAGUUGCACGCUGUCCAUGGCCGUUCAUUAUUAUCCCUGUUGUAAUAGCUGGGGGAUGUGGCGUUGGUCUUAUUCGACUCAGAAAUGUUGUGGACACCGAGUAUCUGUACACGCCAGACAAUGGCCCUGCUAAAGAGGAACGCAGAAUCAUGAGACAGUAUUUCCCUAUGGACUGGUCAACGAACUUUCAGGCCACGAGAAUGCUCACUUUAGAUGGUUAUGCGCGUGUUAUUUUUAUUCCUAAAGAUAACAAGAAAAAUGCUCUAUCGACGGAGAUUUUGGAAGAAAUCAUAAGCAUUGAUGCUGGUAUACGCAAAAUGAACUCAAGCGAUGGCAAAACAUAUGACUUCUACUGUGCGAAAUCAAAUGGAUGUUACAGUAAUAGUAUCUUAGAAAUCCUUAACUACACUGCCAGUGCUAUUAGUCACAUCAACCUGACAUAUCCAAUGUUUGAUCAGCGGUUUCUUGGAAAAGAAUUGGGUGGAGUAACAUUGCAAGAAGAUGGUCUUGUAAAUUUUGUGCAAGCAAUUCAACUUCAGUAUUAUGUUAAAUACGAAAACGCCAGUAAUAGGGUCGACUCUGAUGUCUGGCUUCGGGCGUUUAAAAAAUUCAUGUUAUCCAUUAAUACGAAUGAAGUUAAUGUCCAUUUUCUUACUUCAAAGUCACUAACAGAAGAACUGGAAACUGCUACUACUGGUAUUAUUUCAAAGUUUGCCAUAACGUAUACAAUUCUUUGUCUGUUUUCUGUUUUGGCUUGUCUCAUGUUUGAUUGGGUUCGGAGUAAGCCUUGGCUUGGAUUCAUGGGGGUAAUCACGGCGUGCCUUGCAAUAUUGACAUCAUUUGGGCUACUGUCUGCUGUCGGAGUGGAAUUCACCAGUAUCGUGGCAACAAUGCCAUUUCUCAUCAUAGGUAUAGGCUUGGAUGAUAUGUUCAUUCAAAUAUCAGCUUGGCGGCAGACAAGCUAUUACGACACGGUCGAAGAAAGAAUGGGACACACGUUCAAGGACGCCGCGAUGUCAAUAACAUUGACUUCCCUUACAAACACCCUUGCGUUCUGUAUCGGCGCCAUUACGGCAUUUCCAAGUGUACGUAUCUUCUGUCUGUAUACUGGUGUGGCGGUUGUAUUUUGCUUUAUCUAUCAGAUAACCUUCUUUGGAGGAUGUAUGACUCUACUCGGAAGAAGGGAAGGCGCUAACAGACAUUGCUACGCAUGUAUAAAGGUUCUGCCUAAGGAAAACGCUGGUAAUAAAACAUUAAUGUAUCGUUUCUGGUGCAGCGGUGGUUCUGAAACUCAUCACAAAGGGAUCACAAUUCAUUGGGGGACAGAGUUUUUCAAAACCUACUACGGACCAGCGUUAAUGCGCCCUGUGUCUAAAGUGCUCGUGAUAAUCACGUUCAUGGGUUACUUAGCUGUCGCUAUAUGGGGCGCAUUAAACCUACGAGAAGGAUUGGAGCUAAAAAACCUUGCUCCCGAUGACUCCUAUGCAACAAGUUUCUAUCACCAUGACGACAAUCUUUUCAACGUAAAAUAUGGCCCACGUCUGCAGGUGGCGAUCACACAACCUUUACACUAUUGGAACAAAUCUUCGUUAGGGCCAAUGGAGAGCUUGAUAGAUGAUUUUAAACAAUCGAAGUGGCUUUUCCCAAAUCAAACAUUGAUGGAGAACUGGCAGAAAGACUUUUCAGAAUAUCUUGAAUUGACAGGACAGACAAAUCUGAAUGGUACCCAGUUUAUUAAAAUACUCAAAGAGCAAUUUCUAACAAUCCCAGGCUAUAAACGUUAUGAAUUAGAUAUCGCAUUUAAUGAUAAUGAAAGUGUCAUAUCGGCAUCUCGUUUUCUAAUUCAGUCCCAUGGCCAAAACAGCGCAAAUGAACAAAAACAAUUCAUGAAAGAAGUAAGAGAUAUUGCUAAGCGUUCCAAAUUAAAAGUCACCGUUUUCCAUCCGGCAUUCAUCUUUUUUGACCAGUAUUCUGUUAUCUUAGCUAACACACUGCAAAAUAUUGGUGUGGCAGUAGCCGUUAUGUUGCUCGUUGCUUUACUCCUCGUACCGCAUCCUUUAAGUGCGAUCUGGGUAACGCUCAGUGUAUGCUCGAUAUCAACCGGUGUUAUUGGUUACAUGACACAUUGGGCUGUCAACUUGGACUCGAUCUCUAUGAUCAACAUCAUUCUCUGCAUUGGCUUCUCUGUUGAUUACUCUGCCCACAUCGCUUACCAUUUUGUCAUUAGUAAGGCUAGCAGCAAGAACUCAAAAGCCAUAGAUGCUCUGCAUUCUUUGGGUUUACCUAUUCUACAAGGAGCUAUGUCGACUUUACUUGGCGUUUUGGUACUUUCGACAGCAAAUACCUACAUAUUCCGUACUUUUUUUAAAACAAUGUUUCUUGUUAUUUCAUUUGGCUUCUUUCAUGGACUUUUUGUUCUUCCUGUUUUUCUUUCUAUUGUGGGCCCAGGUCCGUCAAACAGGAGCAAUAUAUCCGAGGCGGGAGGAAACACUGAGCUCAAUAUUUCGAGUCCAUCAAUUAUAAAUGACUCAGUAGGACAGGAAAAUGCCGGAUAUGUCGACAAGGAAAGCAAGGAUCAGCUACCAAAACCAUAA